This is a messenger RNA of Amphimedon queenslandica, 1551 nucleotides long. RefSeq lists its product as uncharacterized. Lineage: Eukaryota; Metazoa; Porifera; Demospongiae; Haplosclerida; Niphatidae. The transcript has 8 exons. The record is from RefSeq and is a predicted model, not a curated record. The coding region runs from base 1 to 1551 and encodes 516 amino acids.
AUGUCUGAAAUCGCUGUAGACAGCAUUAUUUCUGAUAUCUCUUUAUUACUACAAAACAGAACGGAUGAAUUGCGGUUGCAGCUUUGUGAUAAAAUUCCAACACAUGAAGAGAAGAUUAAUGAGGUGUUUAAUAGCCCCCAGUUACCUUUUUGUGGUCUAGAAACUAAAUAUUUGCGCCAUAGAUAUUUUGUGAAUACUCUUAAGCUACAGGAACCUAUUGAGAGGAAGGUUGGCUCUCAUAAAGUUAAAGUUUUAAAGGGAUGUCAAAGUAUUGACAAAACUGUACAUGAUUAUGUGUAUGAUAUUCGAUUAUUAAAGUCACUUCAUGAUCUUCUUUUAAAUGACAAUGUCAGAUCUGAGGUUCUUCGAGGACAUCAGCGUUGUGAUGGAUUAUUGUCAGACUUUUGUGAUGCUGCUUAUUAUGCUUCUCAUCCUUUGUAUUCUGUUGAUAAGUCUGCUUUACAGAUUAUUAUUUAUUAUGACGAUGUCGAAAUUUGUAAUCCGUUAGGAUCUCGGACUAAGAAACAUAAGUUAGCUCUUUUUUAUUAUAUGCUGGGAAAUCUACCACCUGUGUCACGAUCAAAGCUCUCAAGUAUCAACCUCCUCUGCAUAACAAAAUCUCAAACACUAGUAAGAUAUGGUCCAAAUGUAAUUUUGGAGCCUGUAAUGAGUGACAUUAAAGAAUUGGAGCAAAAUGGUUUAGUGGUAACUACAGGAAAUUCUCAAACCAGGUUUUAUGGGUCACUGUUUUUAGUACCAGGAGAUAAUCUAGCUAGUCAGUACCUUGGUGGCUAUAAGUCAUUAGCUUCAGCACAUAGAAAAUGUCGCACCUGUAUGACAACAAAUGAAGACAUGCAGAAUAAAUUUAAUGCUCAUGAUUUUCAACUUCGUGAUCGAAGUACCCAUCAAUAUCAGGUGGCUGCAUUAUCUUCUUCUGCUACUAGACCUCAUAUUGAAUCAACGUUUGGCUUGUGCCAAGAUUCAGUUUUUCACCAAUCUCAAUAUUUUCAUAUUACCGAUGGUCUUGUGCCAGAUAUAAUGCACGAUGUAUUGGAAGGCUGUCUGCCAUAUGUGAUGAAGGAGAUGAUGAAACUGUACAUUGAUAGAAAACUGAUUUCAUUGAAUGACAUGAAUGAUCUUAUAAUAUCUUUCCCAUAUGGAAGUACCGACUUUAGCAACAAACCAUCACUUAUUACCUCCAAAACUCUUAAGUCGUCUGAUCAUGCCUUAAAACAAACAGAGGCAAUUGAUAACUUAAGUGUGAUGAUUGCCGACCAUCACAAAGCAUUUAAAGAGUUGCACCCAACCUGCAAUAUAAUCCCUAAGAUGCAUUACAUGAUACACUAUCCAUAUUGGAUUCGUAGGGUUGGACCUCUAGUACGAGCUUGGUGCAUGAGAUUUGAGGGCAAGCAUACUUACUUUAAAAACAUAGCAUCUCGUAUGAAAUGUUUUAAGAAUGCUUGUAAAACUCUUGCAAUGGAUCACCAAUACAAUGCAUGCUAUAUGAUAAAUUCAUCUGAAAAACCAGUUAUAUUCGACUGGACCACGUAA